Messenger RNA from Metarhizium acridum CQMa 102, 1608 nucleotides. RefSeq lists its product as uncharacterized. The record is from RefSeq and is a predicted model, not a curated record. NCBI's taxonomy places the organism in Eukaryota, Fungi, Ascomycota, Sordariomycetes, Hypocreales, Clavicipitaceae.
AUGUGGUUCUGCAAGAAGACAAGUUCGUGCGAUGUAGCAGGCUUUGCCACCACCGUGGCCACCAUCUUUCCGGUCCUCAACCUUGUGAUAUCCCUUCACGCCUGUGCCGCCAACGCCGAGCAACCAGUAUACGUCUCGUCUGGGAGCUAUGAUGAAGGUAACCUUGGCAAAUACCCCGUCCAAGAGUUCAAGUCUAUCCAGCUUAUUGCCCCUCGGCCAAACAUUGUUCGCCAGGACAGCCGAUGCACGAAAAACUUGUUGACAUUUUUCUCGCCUCGUGGCUAUGCUGAGCAAGCACAGCAUGCUCAAGCAACGAUUCUCGAUCACAAUGGGCAUUUGGUCUGGACUUCCGGGUGGGACAAUAAGCAGAUCUACAACCUGAUGGCGCAAGAGUACAAAGGUCACAAGUAUAUAACCUUUUGGGCAGGCAACGAUGCUGUAGGAGGCCACGGCGCCGGUUCCUACUACAUGCUGGAUGAAACGUACAAUAUGACGCGCCGCUUGCAUGCAGCCAACGGCAUGAAGGGCGACUUGCACGAGUUUCGAUUCACACCACAAGGUACUGCUCUGAUUACAGUCUACGAUGUUCAAGAAGUGGACUUGUCCAGCCUCGGUAAAAACACGGGCCCCAUCUGGGACUGUCUUAUCCAAGAGAUUGAUAUCGAGACUGGCGACCUGGUGUUUGAGUGGCGGGCGAGUAAGCAUCUGAAUAUUGCAGACACAUUCCGCGAUAUUGGCGGAGAGGGCGAACCUGGCGGCGCCCCAUUUGACUGGUUCCAUAUCAACAGCAUCGACAAGGACGCCCAGGGCAACUACCUCAUCUCGAGCCGAUACUUGAACAGCAUCUUCUAUAUCGACGGCAAGACGGGAAGCAUCAUUUGGACCAUGGGAGGCAAGGGGAACGUAUUCAAGGAUUUGUCAGGCGGCAAGGCGACCAAUUUUGCUUUCCAACAUGACGCACGGUGGGACAAUGACUACAAGGAAAUCACCCUCUUCGACAAUAGCCACGACGGUGGACCGUUGGAGAAUGCUCACCCCAGAGGCAUUCGACUCGGUGUCGACCAACUCUUCAUGACGGUCAGGCUCGUCACCGAGUACAAGAACCCAACUCACGUCCCCGCUGCGUCACAGGGCUCCAUGCAAAACCUCCCCAACGGCAACGUCCUUGUUGGAUACGGCUUCAGCGGCCUAUUCACAGAGUUCACGCGCGACGGCAAAGUCUUGUGCGAGACGCACUUUGGUCCACAGAGCGGAUUCGGCACCGGCGACGUUCAGUCAUAUCGCGUACUCAAGUUCGACUGGCAGUCAUUCCCCGAGACGAAUCCCGACUUGGCUAUUUCCCAGGACGACGGCAUGGUGUGGAGGGCAUACGUGAGCUGGAACGGCGCGACAGAUGUCUCGGCCUGGGUCCUCCAGGGGACCGAUAAUCCAAACGCUGGAAAAUGGAGGGUGAUUGAAAAGAAGACCAAGUCCGGAUUCGAAACAAACUUUUUGCUGGAAGCCGCCCAUCCAGACUACGUUAGGGCCGUGGCUUUGGACGCGAGAGGCAAUAUUCUCGGGUCGAGCGAGCCUGCCAACGCUACCAGGGUGAAGAUUGUAUGCCUAUAG